CCUUGUUCACGAAAAGCUCGCGCUGCCGAAACUCCAUCGCCGCCCAUCACCCAAGCAACGCGCCUGCCCCCUCGUCUUCUUCUUCCUUCCUCUCUCGCGGGCGACGGCCGGACUCCACUCCGCGAGGCCGGAGCAGGAUCGAAGGAGGGAGGAGGAGGAGGAGGAUCUACCUGCGGCGGCCGCGUCCGGCAUGGGGAGGUCCCCGUGCUGCGAGCAGGCGCACACCAACAAGGGCGCCUGGACCAAGGAGGAGGACCAGCGCCUCAUCGCCUACAUCAAGGCCCACGGCGAGGGGUGCUGGAGGUCGCUCCCCAGGGCCGCAGGGCUGCUGCGGUGCGGGAAGAGCUGCCGGCUGCGGUGGAUCAACUACCUGCGCCCCGACCUCAAGCGCGGCAACUUCACCGAGGAGGAGGACGAACUCAUCAUCAAGUUCCACGAGCUCUUCGGCAACAAAUGGUCGCUGAUCGCCGGGAGGCUGCCGGGCAGGACGGACAACGAGAUCAAGAACUACUGGAACACGCACAUCAAGCGCAAGCUCGUCGCCCGCGGCAUCGACCCGCAGACCCACCGGCCGAUCGCCGCCGCCGCCAGCGGCGCGCCGGGGCAGCAACAGCAGCAGCAUUACCAGCUGGAGGCGCCGAAGCUGCACGCCGCCGCCGCUCCGGGCCAUCACCACCAGCAGGACCAUUUCGAGGUCAUCUCGAACUCGCCUGAGGCCUGCAGCCGCAGCAGCGACGACGAGCCGCGGUCCGCCACUCCUCCACCGCCGCCGGCGCCGCCGCGACGGCACCUCGACAUCGACCUCAACCUGUCCAUCAGCCUGGCGCCCUACGAGCCGCCGGAGGACUCCUUCAAGCCACUGAAGCAGGAAGCGGCGGCGACAGCUGGACACGGCAAUGCGACGGCGGCGGUGUGCCUGUGCCUGAACAGCCUCGGGUACCGGCCGGGCGUCGAGUGCGUCUGCGGCGCCGCCAGGCAGGAGCAAUGGGCUCGGAAUUUUUUACAGGCAGCACCCUGCUUCAGAGGCCAAUAGUAGUGUAGCAGUAAGAGUGAUCAGUGACGACAUAAUCUUGGAGGGGAUUAUCGAGGGAGGGAAGGGGGCAGAUAUAAUAGUUAAUUAACUAGUUAAAAGCCACACAUGCUUAGCAGCUCUCUGUAACAUGCACCAUGGUUCUAUGAGGAAAAUGUGCUCUCGUUCUGUCGCU
Messenger RNA from Setaria italica (foxtail millet), 1205 nucleotides. Its product is annotated as myb-related protein Zm38. The record is from RefSeq and is a predicted model, not a curated record. Lineage: Eukaryota; Viridiplantae; Streptophyta; Magnoliopsida; Poales; Poaceae. The transcript has 3 exons. The coding region runs from base 191 to 1033 and encodes 280 amino acids.